Molecule: messenger RNA, 1687 nt
Organism: Micropterus salmoides (largemouth bass)
Lineage: Eukaryota; Metazoa; Chordata; Actinopteri; Centrarchiformes; Centrarchidae
Gene: marveld3
Product: MARVEL domain containing 3
Exons: 4
Coding region: 431-1399 (322 amino acids)
Cellular component (GO): membrane
Source: RefSeq, a predicted model, not a curated record
UGGUUGAAACCAACAGUUUUUAAACAAUUUCCGGUUUUUAUUGAACUCUAGUGAAGUUGUCAGCUUCCUGUUAUAUUUAGAUCAAACCUACCACUGAAUUAAAUGUUGUAAACUAGUCUCUCAUAAACAAAUAUAUUAAAGUCCUUACAUUAGGAUACGAUAAAUUAUAAUACUACAUAUAAGCCUACACCAUGCAUACACCCAACACACUGGAAGAUACUGUACAUUGGGAAAAUAAGGCAAAAAACGUAUUUCCCCUGUAAAUUGCUUGAAACCAGUGGGCGUGGCACAGCACAGGUGAGGGGCAGGCGAAGCCAAUCUCAAACACAGGAAGCUGGGAAAGUUGUGAAAGGUUGGCUGUUAAUUUUCUCAGCUCAGACGAAAACAAGACCAGAUUGUGUACACAAUCCAAAUUCCAAGGCAGUGGGAAAUGCCAGAGAGGGGAAGACACCAGCAGAGGAGUGAUGUGUAUGAUGAGUACUACAGCAGGGAUGGGACCUAUUCACACAGUGGAACCCAUGCUUCACAUGAUAGCAGAGGUCGCAACCAAAAGCCAAUAAGAGACAUGGACGAGAGAGGCUCUGCGGAUGACAGGAGGGCCAAACAAAAUAGACAGAGGGACGUGACAUCUGCCUCUCACAUGGAGCCACCUACUUACAGAGACCACGGCCAUGAAGGACCCUCGAGAUUGUCCAGAGAGACUUUGGUGUAUCACUCUGAGGGGGAGUAUUAUGAGCCACAACGCAGUCAAGCUCUUUACAAUCUCAGAUACUUAUUAACAAGUAGAGGUCUCUGCCAGUUUAUGGAGUUGUUUGUGAAUCUGCUGAUUAUCAUCUGUGCCGGAGUGCCAUACAGUAACAAUGAGGGUUACCGUGACCUGGCCAGCCUUGGGGGGAUCUACUAUUAUCAAUUCGGUGGAGCCAAUACCUUCACUGCAGCCGAUGCAGACAGGGUGAAGGAGCUGGACCGGCUGUUCAAUCAGCUCAAGCGGCCUCCGUACGCCUACACCAUGGCAUGCGGGGGGGUUUUAAUGAUCUACGCCUGUGCCAUGCUUGCCCUGGGGGUUUUCAGAGUGCCUUUCCGCUGGCCCCCUGUGCUUCUGGGGGAGGCCCUGCUGAACCUCCUGAUCGGCCUGGGCUACAUCCCUGCGCUGGCCUUCUACUUUAUUAAGCUGCAGGAAACGUACAGCAACCCCAUCUGCGCGGAGAGAGAGGCGAUGUACAAGAGCAAAGGGCACAAGGGCUUCGAUUGCCAGCUCAACGGUGCAGAUAUCGCAGGAGGUCUCUUCGGGGUGCUGGGGGUGUUUGCAUUCAUCUUUGGCGCGGUGUUAGCUGUCAGAGCUUUCAGGUCAGUGCGGGAGCUAAAGACGCAAAGGACAAACGAGGACAAUAACUUGUAAACUGGGUUUCCUCAUUGACAUAGCCUAUUUGAACAAAUGUGGGAUUUAGUGGAAAUCUGAGUGACAAGCAAACAUGGGAAGAGUUUUUUUUCCUCAUAUUAGGUGUAAUUGUGUAUGCACUCAUGUAGAAUGUGAUCUGUGAAUCAUCUUUUUAUCCGCUUUAAGAAGUUUAAGCUGUUUUUGUAGAAUUUGUUUUUAUUCGUACCACUGUUCUAUGCCACUGUAUUCUGUUACAUUUAUUUUCUAAAUGUGUAGAUAGCCUAUAAUAAAUGACUCAUGGUAUAUAAA